UUCGCCCGAAACAUUUUCGCUCGCUGAGAAAAUCCAAAGCGCCUCUUGCAACUGAAAACUCCGAAGCGACAGAAGAAGAAGAAGAAGAAGAAGAAGAGAGCGACGAGUCCGCGACUCACUCCCUCAUUUCACUGAUCACGAUGUCCUCCUUCUCCCAACUCGACGGCGACUCGGUCCUCUCCCCGGGGUUUGAGCCCUACGCGGCUCCCCACUUCGCCGAGUCCGACUCGGUCGCCGAGGAGGAGGAGGAGGACGACGACGGCGCCGCCGGCUUCGAUUCCGGGGACGGUUUUUUCUCGGAGCAGGCGCCGGCGGCGCCUCCGGUCUACGCCGCGGCCGGGGAGUUCUCGGCGGAGGAGGAGGCGGACGGCCCGGUUUUGCCGCCCCCGAUGGAGAUGCUGCCUGAGGAAGGAUUUGCUCUGAGAGAAUGGAGGAGACAAAAUGCAGUUCGAUUGGAAGAGAAAGAGAAGAUGGAGAAAGAACUAUUGAACCAAAUAAUUGAUGAAGCAGAUGAGUUUAAAAUUGAGUUCUACAGGAAAAGGACGAUAACCUGUGAGAACAACAAGACAACCAACAGGGAAAGGGAGAAGUUGUUUUUGGCCAGCCUAGAGAAGUUCCAAGCUGAGGCUGACAAGAACUAUUGGAAGGCGAUUGCAGAGCUCAUUCCUAAUGAAGUUCCCACCAUAGAAAAUAAGAGAGGAAAGAAGGAUCAAGGGAAGAAGCCCUCUGUUGUCGUUGUCCGAGGACCUAAGCCAGGAAAACCAACCGAACUUUCAAGGAUGCGGCAGAUUCUCUUGAAGUUGAAGCACAGCGCUCCGUCCCACCUGAAGCUUUGUCCGCCAUCAGCACCCAACACAGAUGACCCUAAAGUCAGUGGUGCCGUGGUGGCUGAUGCUCCCAAGAAGGCGGCGGUGGCAGCCCCUGAAGCUGUUGUCGCUGCUUGAAUGGGACUAUAAUUUCGUUAUUGUCGUUCUUGCUGGAUAGCUUAAUAGCGAAAAUACAUCCUCUGGAAUGUCAUGACUCGUGGAGUUCCUCUUUUUGGAACACACGUGGUCAAGUGUCUCCGAUGGCACAGAACUAGCGAGGUCAAACAUCGAGGUCCAACUUCUUGUUGUGAUAGGGUCUUCCUAAAUGCUGAUACUAUGCUAUCCUUUAUGUAAUCAACGUUCCAGGUGAUGGUCUUGUCAUUUCUUUACAUCAAGUUGAAGGAAGAAAAUAUUGGAUGCC
Eucalyptus grandis is the source of this 1227-nucleotide messenger RNA. RefSeq names its product clathrin light chain 2. NCBI's taxonomy places the organism in Eukaryota, Viridiplantae, Streptophyta, Magnoliopsida, Myrtales, Myrtaceae. Bases 141 to 944 code for a protein of 267 amino acids. Gene Ontology annotation, biological process: clathrin coat assembly; intracellular protein transport; clathrin-dependent endocytosis. Gene Ontology annotation, molecular function: clathrin heavy chain binding; structural molecule activity. Gene Ontology annotation, cellular component: plasma membrane; clathrin coat of trans-Golgi network vesicle; clathrin coat of coated pit. The record is from RefSeq and is a predicted model, not a curated record. The transcript is spliced from 3 exons.